Biomphalaria glabrata is the source of this 1863-nucleotide messenger RNA. RefSeq lists its product as uncharacterized. The transcript is spliced from 9 exons. Bases 318 to 1622 code for a protein of 434 amino acids. Gene Ontology annotation, molecular function: 2-oxoglutarate-dependent dioxygenase activity. The record is from RefSeq and is a predicted model, not a curated record. Lineage: Eukaryota; Metazoa; Mollusca; Gastropoda; Planorbidae.
UUUAAAAUUUUAAAGUGAAUAAGAAUAUAGGGGGAAAAAGUGCAGCAGAAAUUGAGGUUUACAAUACACUGCCAUAUGUCGCCAGUUUAAUCAAUGGAACAGCGAAACUUCUGUGACUUAAGAAACGCGUGUGAUUAGUCUCAAUAUACGUGGAUCAAAUCCAUAUACACACCAGUCUCCGUGUAAGUACAGUAGUUUCUUUUUUACACGACUUCUUUCUCUCAAUAACACAUUUGAAACAUUUUCUUGUGUUCAACUAGAGGCAUAUAUGUGGUUUGAAAUAUCUUCUUAGGUUUCUGGCACUUGUUUCUGCUACCAUGAAGUCUUGGAUUAAAGUUUAUUUACUGUUGGAAAUGGUCAUGUCUAUAGUGGAAGCGAAAAUCGGUUUUGUAAAAGAUCAAUCAAUGGAUGCUCAGUUUCCAGGUCCAGUUUAUCGUCAAACCCCAUCUUUACCUGAGGGUCAUCUAAGGCCACUAGGGUGGCAAAGAAGACCAGACGGACCAGUGCAUGAAGAAUCUGAAAUGCCGAGUACAAAAGAGUUUUAUGAAAGCUACGUGAGUGCGAAUAAACCUGCUGUGUUUAGGAAUGCCGUGAGUGAUGCCCCAGUGUUUACCCAAUGGCAGGAUGACAAAUAUCUAACAGAGAAAUAUGCCAAUGUGAAUGUUUCCGUCCAUGCACAAACUGUCAGAAAAAGAGAAAAAAUUGAAACAACACAACAAGUGAUGAAGCUGAAAAAGUUUCUCUAUGACUAUAUGUAUGAAGAAUGGUAUUUGUCAACGGUCAUACCAAGAGAAAUGAUGCAAGAAUUACCGCUUCCCAAAUGUGUUCGUUGUGGUACUAUAGCUGAACGACUGAUCUCUGCACAACUGUGGAUGUCAAGUGGUGGUACCUCCAGUAGAAUUCACAGCCACGAGGAGCACCUGGUACAUUGUGUUUUAUUUGGCAGACGAGAUUUUAUCCUCAUCGAAGGAUGGCACAAGAAACAUUUGGAAUUCGAAGAUGAUUACCCUGGAUCAAUGGGAGGUCAUUCCGACAUCAAUACUGAAAUCAUCAAUACAUUCAAACUGAAAACAAUCGGACGAGUUCCCUGGACCUGGGCUACCUUAUAUCCUGGGGAUUGUAUAUUUGUGCCAGCAGGCUAUAUACACCAAGUGCGAUCUCAUGGAAGAAGCAUAUCUUUAACCAUUGAGUUUUCUACACUAAAAGCUUUCGAUGACACUGGCUGUACCCUAAUUGAAGAAGAUUUUGUUCCUUUGUCGGAUGCUGAUUUUCUUCUAUCUUAUGAAAACGGCAAACUUAGACUUAGUCAAACUCAAUGGGAUGCAGCGUCAGUCAAAGAGCUUCUAUUGAUUUUGAUGGGAUCCUCAGAUGUACUCACAGUGGAUAAAUUUGCACACUUUUAUAAUCAAGUUUUUGGACAGAUGGAUGACAUUCCUGAUGCUAGAAGAAUGUUUGAUAUGCUGACAUCCGGUGAGGAGGAAUCUCAGUUGACAUUAAGAGACAUACAGAAUCUACCAGCUACAACUCUAGACAAAGUGGUCUUUUUUCUAAAUGAUAUUUAUAAAGAUGUAGAAAACUAUUGGGAAAGUGAAACAGUGAAUCAUCUACAUGAAGAGUUCUAACUGAAUAUUUCUGUAUCAAUUUUCUCGGUUUUAGUUAGUAUGUAAGAAACCGUAUGGUUGAAAUACACUUUUAUAAAAGAAUGUUUGCUUCAAUAGUAUCAUUGCGUAUCAUUAGUGUAGAGUGCAGAGUUUAGUUUAGAAAACAUCAAACAUUGAAAAUCAUUUAUUGUGUUUCUCACUUCUAUGAUUAGAAUGAUAUUUACAAAUGUUUACAAAUUAAAAUACAUUUUGUAUCAAAGAA